AUGAAACUGAGAGGGAUAUGAACAGAAUUCACUAAACCGCGUUGCGAUUCGGUUGUGUUCAUUUUUAUUUGCAUUGUGUGUCCGCGCUGCUGGCUGUGUCUUUUUUUUCGUUUUAAAUGGAAAUACAAAUAUCUUCUAAUAAGGAUGAUAAAAAUUGUGUACGCACAUGACACUCGAUAAAAACCGAACAGUAAAUCGACAAUUUGCGGAAAAAAAUAUUUUUUUUUAUUUUAAAUUUUACAAAGUGCUAAAGAUAAAAUAAAUUCAAUUCCGAUUACAAUAAGUGAUUAUAAUGGAGGCCUUAAGGGCCGUUAGUUAUUUGGUAUUUUGCUGGACGAUAUUUGUGAUACUAUUAUCAGUCGCAUCUGCAACACCACCGGUGCGACCAGGAACCGGAAAUCCAUCACCACGUCUACCCCGAACGAGUGCGAGUCAAUUGUCUCAAUUGAACAAUGUGACCGGUAUUAAGACAAAUGCAACGAAAAGUCCAAAUACUCAACGAAAUGGAAAUCUAAGAACACGGUCAGUCAAUAUGAAGUAUCCGAGUGGCGAACAACAAUUGUUGAAUGUGUUCGAGGUGGUUGUGUCUACAUUGGAGGGAAAACUGCAACGGAUCGACAAUUUGGACAAAGCAGUGGAACAUCUAAUGAGACGUGUAGAGCAACUGGACGAUCGGGUGGCUGACAAUAUUCUGAAAACCGAUGCCGUCAUAUCAAAUUUACAGAAUCUCGAUAACAAAAUAUCGAUCGAUAAUCAGGACAUUGGUCAAUUCGGAUCGUCGCUGAAGAUGUCGUCGAAUGUGUUGGAAACGAGUUUACUGUCACUGGAUCAAAAAGUCAGUGAUAUCGAUUCGAAGCUCGAAGGAUUGAAGAGUCAAAUCGAUAAUAAUUUCUUACCCGUUGACGACAUAAAUGCCGAAGCGAGUGAAAAGAAACCGAUCAGCAUGAAUGUAAUUGAAAUCACUCGAUCGAUGAAUGCGGAAGUGAUCAGUCACGUGACAAAUGAAUUGGGUGACCUAAAGUCUACCACAGAAGAUCUGGACAAGAAAUUGCAAUUUCACAUCAAUUUGGUGUCCGAAAAUAUUGGCAAAGUUUUGCUCAUGAUUGGUGAUAUUCAUGAAGCGGUCGUCGAUCAUCACGAAGAUCCUACCUAUAAUGCAACGACGACUCAAGCGCCAAUGGUUAGAACGAGUAAAAUUGAUACGUUAGUAAAUCAGAUGAAGCCAAUUAUGACGGUAUCGGAGAAAAUGGACGAAGUGUGGGAUGUUGUUGUUGGAACGAAAAGUUCCGUCGACCAUUUGGUGCCAAAGAGCGACGAGUUGUUGACUCAAACGCAACGUCAGGAGCGAGCCAUUGGUGAAAUUCAUCACGAUUUGAAGACGAAAACCAAUUUGAUCAUUAACAACUUGGACAUUGUUGAGAAACGAUUGAAGAAACAGGAAGACGACGUUGCUGUAUUGGCACAACGACCCGUUCCACCGGAAUUGCUAAUGGAUCCAACAAUCGAUAGGCUCGUUGAAUAUGAUCAUAAUAGGUACUCGUUAUACGAAGAUUUCACCGAACCGCCACUACCCCCAACGACGUUUCCACCCGUUGGAACAACGACUACAACUCAGUCGAAUGUCUACGUGAAUUUCACUACCCAAAACAGCAACACCAUUCCCUACGUCAAUGGGACAACUUCGAAACCAGUUUCACGUAAAGGUGGCAUCAUUUUCCCCAGUGUUAAGAACAAACCGUCCGUCGUCAAUUCGACUUUCGCAACAGAUGCUUUGAGCUACAAGGACGUGAAGGGAUUUUCGUGCAUUGAUCUAUUGAAUGCUGGUAUGCGACAUUCAGGCGUUUAUUAUCUGCAAAUCAGAGGAACCACCUAUUGGUUCUUGAAAGUGUUCUGUGAACAAGAAAUCGCUGAUGGCGGUUGGACGGUAAUCCAACGGCGAGACGAUUUCGGUGAGCCACGGGAAAAUUUCAAUCGAGACUGGGCCGAUUAUAAAAAUGGUUUCGGUGAUCCAGCCAAGGAAUUCUGGUUGGGCAACGAGAACAUUUACAUGUUAACCAACAACGAGGAUUAUUCACUGCGUGUGGAACUGGAAGAUUUCGAAGGAAAUAAGAGAUACGCCCAAUAUUCUCAUUUCAAAAUCCAUUCGGAAAGCGAUUACUACAAAUUGGAAAUUGAUGGUUACGAUGGCAAUGCCGGUGAUUCCUUAAACGAUCCGUGGUACGGAUCGAACAACAGUCCAUUUUCCACGUAUAAUCGCGACAAUGAUAGAAGUUCGUUGAACUGUGCGAGUAUGUUGAAGGGUGGUUGGUGGUGGAAGUCUUGUGGUCGUGGACUAAAUGGAUUGUACCUUCACGAUCCGCAAGAUUUAACCGCUCGACAGGGCAUCGUAUGGUUCCGUUGGCGUGGAUGGGAUUAUACACUCAAAAAAGCCACACUGAUGAUCCGACCCAAAGGGCCACAACAAUCGGUGCCACUGACUAAAUAGAAGCAGCACAAAACAAAGAGAAAAAUGAAACAAAAAAUUUACGAAAAACAAAAACAAAAUUUUUCAUUUAAGAAUUUAGGCAAAAGUUUGUUUGAACGUAUGUAGAGAUGCCAAUGAUCACUUGAGAGAGAUUAAAUAGAGAAAAUUUAACAGAGCAAUGUUGGC
Bradysia coprophila is the source of this 2650-nucleotide messenger RNA. RefSeq lists its product as uncharacterized. Lineage: Eukaryota; Metazoa; Arthropoda; Insecta; Diptera; Sciaridae. The record is from RefSeq and is a predicted model, not a curated record.